Molecule: messenger RNA, 972 nt
Organism: Dermatophagoides farinae (American house dust mite)
Lineage: Eukaryota; Metazoa; Arthropoda; Arachnida; Sarcoptiformes; Pyroglyphidae
Source: RefSeq, a predicted model, not a curated record
CCAAAAAUUUUGAGCGUUAAGCGGGGUUUAACUGUAUAUGUUUAAAAAAAAAAAGAAUUACCAUAGUAGCCACAAAUGAGUGAUAUCAAUUAUGGCGUGAUUUAUUCCUUAUUGUUUACAGAAAAAAAUGCAUCGAAUGAUAAUGAUUUGGUUAAUUUUAUUAUUAUUAUUGAUGAUAAUGAUGAUCAUGUUCACUGAAUCAAAUGUUCUCGACAACAUCAUCGAACAACAACGUUUUUCAAGAAGUAGUAAGAAUGAUUACAAUCCGAAUCAUCAAUGUAAAUAUCAUCAAGAUUGUAAUCAAUUAUUAACGAAAAUAUUGUCUUGUUCAAAUGCAUCGAUCGAAAUGUAUAGAAUGAUCGAUAAUGAUUGUACGGAAGAAUAUCAUCGACAACUUUUAUUAUAUUUAAAACAAAAUCCACGUGUUUCUUGUCAUGAAAAUCGUUGUCUUUGUCAUGAUCCGGCAUAUAGUUAUGAUUCAAUCGAUCGAAUUUGUCGAUAUCGAUGCAAACAUGAUGGUGAUUGUCGUUCCAUUCUUAAUGAACCACAACAACAAUCGAUAAUUGUAGAUUAUUCGUCGUAUGGUCUUGGCCACCAAUCAAAAAAACUUCAUGAUUACAUGGAAUCAUAUAAUCGUUUCAUACCGAUGAUAUGUUCUGAACAAGGUCUUUGCCGUUGUCCACAAUAUUCGCGACAAUCAUUAUUGGAUUGGACAAAACAUUCAUGUCUUGAAGAGAUUCAAAUUGAAUUUCAUAAUGUUAAUUUUAUUGCCAUAACUGCCGUUUCAUUAUUGUUUCUUAUCAUCAUUAUUAUGGCACCAAUAUUCAUAUUCUGUUUUGGUCAACAUACAAAUGCUUACAGUGGCCUUCGACAAACAAUUUGAUUGAUAAUUUCCAUAUAUAUCAUUGGUCAUGAUAAAAAGAACAUUUUUUUUUUUUUUGAUUAUAUCAGGUCAUUAUUAUUAUUAUUAUC